AAAUGUCAGAGACAAGCCGCCGUCCCAUCCAUUGGCUGCAACCCAUAUUUCCACGUCUCUUCCUCUCACCAGAUUUUUUGUCCUAUAUAUAUAUACGAGCUCUCACCCAGGUCGACGCUCACAUACACUCUCUCAGUCGUCGUUUACUCUCGCCAGAUCAUUUGUCCUUUAAAUUCAUGCUCUGAUUAACUGGCCCUCUUCUACGCUCUACACUUUCUUUUUGUCGCUCAUUUCUUCUAAAGCCACAAUGUCGUCGCGUCGAGGCGGUGGUAGGCAACCUGACUCUCGCCGGGACCAACCGUCCCCGGCGGCUUAUCAAGGCGGCGGGAGAGGCAGAGGCGGAGGCGGAGGCGGUAGGGGUCGCGAAGGCGGAGGAGGAAGAGGAAGAGGUCGCGGUGCUCCUUCAACCUUCCCUCCGGCUCCUGCACCGGAAGCCUCCUUUCCGGCGAAUCCUUCUCCGUCCGCUUCUCCUGCUGGACCUCCUUCAGCAACUCUAGCGUCGUCGGAUUCUUCUGCGGCGUCGAGCUCGUCUAGGCCACCGGUUUCUUCUGAGGCGUCGAGUUCGUCUCGGCCACCGGUUCCAGAUUCGACCUCUGCGGCUGGUCUGAGCCGUGAAAUGAAGGAGAAGCUUACAUUGCAGGCUUCGGCGCCGCCGACGUCAUCGAAGGCAGUGGACUUUCCGAAGAGGCCCGGGUUUGGGACCAUCGGGAAGAAAAUCGUUGUCCGCGCGAAUCAUUUUCUGGUGGAAAUCAUGGACAGAGAUCUCCAUCACUACGAUGUUUCCAUCUCACCUGAGGUUAUUUCAAAGAAAGUCAGCAGAGAUAUAAUUAACCAGCUAGUAAAGUUGUACAUUGAGUCACACUUGGGUAAGCGAACUCCUGCAUAUGAUGGCAGGAAGAGCCUCUAUACGGCUGGGCCAUUGCCGUUUCAGUCGAAGGAGUUUGUUGUCAAGUUAGACGAUGAUCGUGUCUCCCCAUCUGCGCCAGUGAGAAAGGAGCGUCAGUUCAAAGUGACUAUCAAGUUAGCUUCUAAGGCUGACAUUCAUCAUCUUCGACAGUAUUUGAGCGGCAGGCAGCUGGAUUCUCCUCAAGAAACCAUUCAAGCUCUUGAUGUGGUUCUUAGAGCGGCCCCAUCACAGAAGUACAACGUUGUGGGGAGAUCAUUUUUCCAUCCUGAGUUGGGCCGACCGGGUGAGCUGGGCAAUGGUUUAGAGUAUUGGAGAGGGUUUUAUCAGAGUCUUCGUCCAACCCAAAUGGGACUUUCCCUUAAUAUUGAUGUGUCAGCUCGGGCGUUCUAUGAAUCGAUUCUUGUGACAGAUUUUGUUUCAAAACAUUUUAAUUUCAAUCUUUCAAGGCCUCUGUCUGAUCAAGAUCGUCUGAAGAUUAAAAAAGCACUGAGAGGAGUCAAAGUAGAGAUUACUAAUAGGGAGUAUUCCAGAAGUUACAAAGUCACUGCGGUAACAACACAGCCAACGAGCCAGUUAACGUUUACUCUUGAUGACCAGAAAACGAGAAUAUCAGUUGCUCAAUAUUAUCGUGAGAAAUAUAAUAUUGCGCUUAAGAAUGUGAAUCUGCCAGCCCUUCAAGCUGGGAGUGAUACAAAACCUAUUUAUUUGCCUAUGGAGCUUUGUAAGAUUUCUCCUGGACAGAGAUACUCUAAGAGAUUAAAUGAAAGACAAGUGACUAAUCUUUUAAGAGCAACUUGCCAACGGCCUCAAGAUAGGCAAAAUAGUAUCAACCAGAUGGUUAGGCAAAACAAUUUUAAAGGCAAUUCGCUUGUAAAUACCGAGUUUGGAAUUCAAGUAAGGGAGGAACAGCCAUUGGUUGAUGCUCGAGUUUUGCCAUCUCCAAUGCUUUUAUAUGAUAGACAAAGUGAACAACCUAGAAUGGGGCAAUGGAAUAUGAUAAACAAGAGAAUGAUCAACGGCGGUCGAGUGGAUUUUUGGACAUGUGUGAACUUCUCUUCGCGAGUCCACAGAGAUUUUCCAUUUGAUUUUUGUGACCAAUUGAUUAGCAUGUGCAGCAGCAAAGGAAUGGUUUUCAACCCAAACCCUUUGGUUCCCAUACGUUCAGCUCAUUCUAAUCAAGUUGAGAUGGCUCUCAGGGAUAUUCACAAGCAGUGUGUGCCAAAGUUUACAGAAAUUGGGCAGGCAGGAAAACAGCUUCAGCUAUUGAUAAUUAUUUUGCCUGACAUCACUGGGUCGUAUGGGAAAAUUAAACGAAUAUGUGAAACAGAACUUGGUAUUGUUUCUCAGUGUUGUAAGCCUAACCAAGCUUCAAAGCUUAGUAAGCAAUAUCUUGAAAAUGUAUCCCUCAAAAUCAAUGUCAAGGUUGGGGGACGUAACACUGUGUUAAAUGAUGCUUUGCGAAGAAAUAUUCCUCUUGUGACUGAUCGCCCUACAAUUAUAUUUGGUGCGGAUGUGACGCAUCCCCAGCCAGGAGAGGACUCUUCUCCAUCAAUAGCAGCGGUAGUGGCUUCGAUGGAUUGGCCUGAGGUCGUCAAGUACAGAGGACUUUUCUCUGCACAGGCUCAUCGUGAAGAAAUCAUCGAAGAUCUCUAUAAAUCAUCUCAGGAUCCUCAAAGGGGCUUAGUUCAUGGAGGAAUGAUUAGGGAACUACUUAUUGCAUUCAGAAGAUCCACUAAUCAGAAACCCUCCAGGAUUAUAUUCUACAGAGAUGGUGUCAGUGAAGGGCAGUUUAGUCAAGUUCUGCUUUAUGAGAUGGAUGCUAUAAGAAAGGCCUGUCUCUCACUUGAGGAGGGAUAUCUACCGCCUGUUACUUUUGUGGUGGUGCAGAAAAGACAUCAUACACGGCUUUUUCCUGCAGAUCAUGGAAAUCGUGAUCAGACUGACCGGAGUGGGAAUAUUCUUCCAGGUACUGUUGUCGAUACCAAGAUUUGCCAUCCAACGGGGUUUGACUUUUACCUCAACAGCCAUGCUGGAAUUCAGGGAACUAGCCGGCCGACACACUACCAUGUGUUGUAUGAUGAGAACAAAUUCAGUGCAGAUUCCUUACAGACGUUAACAAACAAUUUAUGUUACACGUUUGCAAGGUGCACUCGAUCAGUUUCAAUAGUGCCUCCGGCGUAUUAUGCCCAUUUGGCGGCAUUCCGAGCACGGUACUACAUUGAGGGUGACACAUCGGACAGCGGCUCCACAGUUGGGAGUGAGGGCAGAGUGGAGUUCCGGCCCCUUCCUCUGAUCAGGGAAAACGUGAAGGACGUGAUGUUUUAUUGCUGAAUCAGUUGGCCCUUUCCGUUGCGUGGCAUAGAUAAGCCUAACUUUUUGGUAAUACGUGCUUUUCUUGCCUUUUGAAGCAUCGGAAUGAAAAUGCAGUACAUGAAUGAAUGGGUAUAUGAUAGUAGAGUUUAUGUUGGCAAGGGCUUUUGAGAUUUUGAUUUUGUUUUUUGGGCAUUAUCUUCCCAUUUGCUCAAACUUUUGGCUCUGUAAAUGUGCAUCUAAACCCGUGGUUGUAAUGGUGUUUAUACUUCACAUUUCAAAGGAAAUCUAUAUAUUCUUGCCAACUUCUGGCUUUGCCA
Molecule: messenger RNA, 3537 nt
Organism: Alnus glutinosa
Lineage: Eukaryota; Viridiplantae; Streptophyta; Magnoliopsida; Fagales; Betulaceae
Product: protein argonaute 5-like
Exons: 22
Coding region: 248-3238 (996 amino acids)
Biological process (GO): regulatory ncRNA-mediated post-transcriptional gene silencing
Cellular component (GO): cytoplasm
Molecular function (GO): protein binding; RNA binding
Source: RefSeq, a predicted model, not a curated record